Trichomonas vaginalis G3 is the source of this 999-nucleotide messenger RNA. RefSeq names its product RNA binding. The coding region runs from base 1 to 999 and encodes 332 amino acids. The transcript has a single exon. The record is from RefSeq and is a predicted model, not a curated record. Lineage: Eukaryota; Parabasalia; Trichomonadida; Trichomonadidae. Gene Ontology annotation, cellular component: cytosol. Gene Ontology annotation, molecular function: mRNA binding.
AUGGACUCAAGCCUCAUUGAUUCUCUCUUUGGCGGAAAGGAAGAGCCAUCUUCCUUUGCUAACAGGUUCCUCGAAGGCGAGAAGGUUGAGAUUGUUGAUCCUGCUGCAGAAAAAAAGAAGGCAAUUGAAGCAGCCCGCAAAGCAAAAAUCAGAACUCCUGAAGAGGAGGAAGAAAGAACUGGACGUACAUUAUUUAUCGGCAACAUUCCAGCUAAAUUCGAUAAUGACGAUGUUAAGAGACUCUGCAAAGAAUUCGGACCUAUAGAAUCAGUACGUAUUAGAAAUCUUCAAUUCAAAGAAGACAGAAAAGUUAAUAAAAAAGUUGCCGUUAGACGUGGUGACUUCGAUAAAACACAAAAUGCCGAUGCUUACGUUGUUUUUAAGAACGUUGAAGAUCGUGAUAAAGCAAUUGUUGGUUUAAAGAACAAGGAAGUAGAAGGAUUCACUCUCCGCACAGAUAAAGCUACACCUAAGAACGUUUCUGAAAAAAUAUCAAAUGAAGAAUCGAAUAGAACCGUUUUUAUAGGACAAUUGAAGCCAACAGUUACAGAAGAUAUGCUUAGAAAGCUAUUUUCAAACGCAGGCGAAAUCGAUCACGUUAAAAUUCCAAGAGAUCGCGAAACAGGAAAAUCUCGUUACGUUGCUUACGUUACAUUCGUUGAUGAGAGGUCUGUUGAUGAUGCUCUCAAGUUUGACGGUACUUUCCUUGAAGAGAAACAGAUGAGAGUAGAAAGAUCUACACCAAGAAAGGCUGCAAAGAAGAAAGCAGAGAUUGCGGCCAAGGAACAGAAGAAGAGAGAAGACAAACAAAAUAAGAAGUUCCCGAAGAAGGAGAAGAAGGAGGAAAAGAAGGAAGAAGAAGGAGAAGAGAAACAAAACAAGAAUAAGAACCUUUCUUUCAUGGGACAGACCGCUCGUCCUCAGGAGAAUAAGAACAAGAAGACAGCAUCCUUCUUGAAAUUGAAGGCACAUCAGAAUAAGAAGAAUCAGAAGAAAUAA